Messenger RNA from Xiphias gladius (swordfish), 3810 nucleotides. RefSeq names its product N-deacetylase/N-sulfotransferase (heparan glucosaminyl) 3 (gene ndst3). Bases 1 to 2640 code for a protein of 879 amino acids. Lineage: Eukaryota; Metazoa; Chordata; Actinopteri; Istiophoriformes; Xiphiidae. The transcript is spliced from 14 exons. The record is from RefSeq and is a predicted model, not a curated record. Gene Ontology annotation, molecular function: heparan sulfate N-sulfotransferase activity; deacetylase activity. Gene Ontology annotation, cellular component: Golgi apparatus.
AUGACGGUGGCCGUGCGAUUCCGUCGCCACUUACGUAGGCUCCUGCUCCUGCUGGCCUCCUGCUGUCUCCUCUCCCUCCUUCUCUCUGCAUACUUUCUCUUUACGAACUCAUCCCCUUCCAUGCAGCUCGGACAAUCUCCUGAGCCUGCCUGCUCCCAAUCACUCUCCAUGUCUCCGUACCGCCAACUCCCAUACCCGUACCCACCUAACCCCCCGCACAUACAUGUCCACACUGACCCAGUAGUGCUGGUGCUGGUGGAGUCCCAAUACUCCCAGCUGGGUCAGGACAUUGUGGCUAUAUUGGAGUCAGCACACUUCCAGUUCCGCAUGGAGAUUGCCUCAGGGAAGGGCGACCUUCCGCCGCUGACAGAAAAGGGCCGCGGACGAUAUUCACUAAUCAUUUAUGAGAAUCUGUUAAAGUAUGCACAUGCAGACACGUGGAACAGACAGCUGUUGCAUCAAUACUGUACUGAGUACAGAGUGGGCAUCAUAGGUUUCUACCGCUCCACUGAAAACUCCCCACCUCUUCUCAAACUCCGAGGCCUCCCGCUGGUGUUAAGGACCAACCAGGCACUUUGGGACUGCUGUGUGGUGUCUAGCUCUUCCCUCCUCCACCUGACCAAGCCCGGCACAGAUCGAGGGGCCUUACCUGGAGAGGACUGGACCUCCUUCUCCUCCAAUCACUCCACGUACCAGGCUGUGCUGCAUGCACGGGCCAAGGAGGGCGCAGGGGCAGGUAGUGGUGAUAAUCCAGGGCCUGGCUUCAGUUUAGGCCUCCAAGCCACUGUCGUACAGGACAUGGGACUGUAUGAUGGGGUGAGGAGGGUGCUAUUUGGCCAGGGACUGGGCUACUGGCUCCACAGACUCAUCCUGGUGGAUGCCAUCUCCUACCUCACAGACAGGAAGCUUACUUUGGGCCUGGACCGGCACAUACUGGUGGAUAUAGAUGACAUUUUCGUCGGAAAGGAAGGGACACGCAUGAACGCCAAGGAUGUGAAGGCUCUCCUUGAUAUUCAGAAACAGCUGCGUUCUCAGAUCUCCAACUUCACCUUCAAUCUUGGCUUCUCUGGGAAGUUCUACCACACAGGCACAGCAGAGGAGGAUGAGGGAGACGAUUUACUGUUGAAGUAUGUGGAUGAGUUCUGGUGGUUCCCCCACAUGUGGAGCCACAUGCAGCCUCACCUCUUUCACAAUGAGUCCUCACUGCUGGAGCAGAUGGUCCUCAACAAGGAGUUCGCUUUGGAGCACAACAUCCCGGUGGACAUGGGCUACGCCGUGGCCCCCCACCACUCAGGUGUCUACCCGGUACACCUGCAGCUGUACGAGGCUUGGAGGCGCGUGUGGAACAUCCGGGUCACCAGCACCGAAGAGUACCCCCACCUCAAGCCUGCCCGCUAUCGCAAGGGCUUCAUCCAUAGCAACAUCAUGGUGCUGCCUCGUCAGACGUGUGGCUUGUUUACUCACACCAUCUACUAUAAGGAAUACCCUGGCGGACCUAAGGAACUGGACAAAAGCAUCCAUGGGGGAGAGCUGUUUCUCACUGUGCUGCUCAACCCAAUCAGUAUAUUCAUGACCCACCUGUCUAACUACGGAAACGAUCGAUUGGGUCUUUACACAUUCGUCCACCUGGCCUCCUUUCUUCGGUCGUGGACAAACCUGAAACUCCACACACUCCCACCCCUGCAGCUCGCACACAAAUACUUCCAGCUUUUCCCUGAACAAAGAAACCCUCUCUGGCAGAACCCAUGUGAUGACAAACGACAUAAAGACAUCUGGUCUAAAGAGAAAACCUGUGACAGAUUACCCAAGUUCAUGGUCAUAGGACCACAGAAAACAGGAACGACAGCACUUUAUCUCUUCCUACUCAUGCAUCCCUCCAUCUCCAGUAACUUCCCCAGUCCAAAGACCUAUGAGGAGGUCCAGUUCUUCAACACCAACAACUACCACAAAGGAAUUGACUGGUACAUGGAGUUUUUCCCUUUGCCCUCUAAUGUUAGCACGGACUUCCUGUUUGAGAAGAGCGCUAACUACUUCCCCUCAGAGGAGUCCCCGAGGCGAGCUGCUGCCCUGCUGCCCAAGGCCAAGAUCAUCACCCUGCUCAUCAACCCCUCUGACAGGGCCUAUAGCUGGUAUCAGCAUCAAAGGGCUCAUGAGGACCACGCCGCCCUGCGGUUCACCUUCUAUGAUGUCAUCAGUGCAAGACCGGGAGCACCAGCCGAGCUGCGCUCCCUACAGAGCCGCUGUCUCAUCCCCGGUCUCUACGCCACACACCUAGAGAGGUGGCUAAUGUACUACCCUGCUAACCAGGUGAUGAUCAUAGACGGCCAUCAGCUGAGAACUGACCCCGCUGCAGUGAUGGAUGAAGUCCAGAGGUUCCUGGGAGUCAGCCCUCAUUUCAACUACUCCCAGGCCCUUACGUUUGACCCUCAGAAGGGCUUUUGGUGCCAGCUCCUUGAGGGAGGAAGGACAAAAUGUUUGGGAAAGAGCAAAGGGAGGAAGUACCCUCCUAUGGAGCCAGAGGCACGUGCAUAUCUCUCAAGGUACUACAGGGAACACAACGUGGAGCUGUCAAAGUUGCUCCAUCGCCUCGGACAGCCCCUUCCCUCCUGGCUUAGAGAGGAGCUGCAGAAGGUUAGAUAACCUUUGCAUCCAUGAGCCAGGGUUAAAGGUCAAGGGGUCGAAGACCAGGAAGCAACCAGGAGCACCUGACCUUCAGAUGCACUGUCUGUGGCCUUUUAGUGAACCCCGAGGCGAAGGCGAGGACAGGCUGCCUUGUUUCUCCUAGGGGCUGUGACACUGCUGAAGGGAGCAGAAGUCAUGGAAGUGCAAAGAAACUCUGGCGGCUGAAACACAACUCUUGAAAGGAUGGAUGAGCGGAUGGAUGGUUGGAAGGAUGGUUUAUUGGAUGGAUGAAUGGAUGAAUUGAGGGUUUCAGGUGACUCAGACAGCUCUGGAGAAAGUGGGACUAAAAGGAAGGAUCGCAUUAUGAUGAUGAAGAGGACUAUAGGAGACAAGGAGUAUUUGGCAAGUCUUUGAUGCCCAAACCCUGUCCUGAACUGUGGUGAACUCUUUUGCAGACCUGCAGUGACUUUGGUGGUUAUUUCUUCUUUUUUUAUCUUCACCUUUAAUUUAUGAUGCCAGAACAGCGCUGGUCAGCUGUGCGUGGUUCCCAUAGAGAUGACUUUGCACUAAGUUCUGUUCCAUGUAUCUGUAGACAAAAAAAUGCACCCUAUGUGGUUUGGUUUUACUUUUUAUAGGGUUUCUUUGUCACACUGAGAGAGAAUAAGCAGAGAGGAUAAGUGCAUAGACUCAGGGUGAGUGACAGGCUGUUACUUCCCAUGAUAGCUUCUCAUUGUUUUGUGAGUUAAUUUUUUAAAGUGAAGCUAUUUUUUUUGGUAGAUCUGGUAGCUUUUUUUUCAACCUUAGAGAUGUCGCUUGAGGCUUUGACUGGAAAGUGUGGACUGGAAGUGAGUCACUGAAACGAGAUGCAUUGUUUGCUCAUUAUUUUCCGGUGACAAGCCAUCUAGAAGACCGCUGUGUCCAUUUAGCAGAGCAAGAGCGCUGAUGCUUUCAGCGUUGAUGACUGAGGAGACAUGAGUUUGGGGGAAGAAAACUGAAUAAACUGAGCCUAAUGGAUAUGACACAUAAUUCCAAGACUCUUUAAGUAGCUACUGUAACUGCUUUUGUUUUGUGUCUCAUUUAAGUCUCAACCUCCUUUUUGUCUCCUUUUUAAAACCAGUGGCCUACAUUGUUUAGCUUCAUUUUGAAUGCAAAAAACCCUAAAUGUCAAACACAGAAACCAAAAUUAAA